This is a messenger RNA of Poecilia latipinna (sailfin molly), 1715 nucleotides long. Its product is annotated as zinc finger protein 37-like. The coding region runs from base 102 to 1442 and encodes 446 amino acids. The transcript has 2 exons. NCBI's taxonomy places the organism in Eukaryota, Metazoa, Chordata, Actinopteri, Cyprinodontiformes, Poeciliidae. The record is from RefSeq and is a predicted model, not a curated record. Gene Ontology annotation, molecular function: DNA-binding transcription factor activity, RNA polymerase II-specific; RNA polymerase II cis-regulatory region sequence-specific DNA binding. Gene Ontology annotation, biological process: regulation of transcription by RNA polymerase II.
CUUUCCAGCAGGUGGCGAUAAUGAGUAAAUGCGCUUCUUCCUAAUAUCCAGCACACAGCAAAGAAGAAUUUUCGGCCUCUUAGCAGAGUUAGCUUUACAAUAUGUCUACUGAUGCCUCUGCAGCAACAAUGUCUUUAUCCCAGUCUCUGAGAGACUUCAUCAAGGAGCGACUGACCGCUGCUGCUGAAGAAAUAUUCACGGAGUUUGAUAAAACCAUCGUCCAGUACGAGGAACAGCUGGAUCUCCAACGUAAACUGCUUGAUGUCAGCUGGAAACCUCAAGUAACCCUGCAGAGAAUAAGAGAUGUUGAACAGCAGGAGGUACGGGAAGAGAAGGGAGUUCAUCUUAACCAGGGUUUCUGCAACACGGGGAGAUGCAUAAGUUUGGACCAAGAGGAAGCAGGAUUUCCACAGAUAAAAGACAAACAGAAGGAACUACCUCUCCGGCAGAAAGAGAAUCGGGAAGAUCCAGAAUCUCUACAGAUAAAGGAUGAACAUGAGGAGAUAGAAUCUGUACAGAUAAAGGAUGAACAUGAAGAGACAGAAUCUACACAGAUAAAGGAUGAACACGACAAACUCUGCAUUAGUCUGGAGGAAGAGCUUGAAAUCAAACAGGAGACGGAUGCCUUUGUUAUAACUCCUUCUUACGAAAGAGAUAAUGGGGAACCAGAUCCAAGCAGCAACCGGCUUCAAGAGAACCAAUACGACGAAAUAAUUGAUCGUGAAAACUCUGAGUCAAAUGGAGAUAAAGAACUGAAACAAGAUAUAAGGUGUCAAAAAACUGGAGGUAGGCGUGACAACGUAGACAACAAAAAAGUAAAAAAACAGAAGAAUAAAGACACAAAUGAGAAUCUGUGCUCUUGUAAUGUUUGUGAUAAAGUUUUAGCCCGAAGUUAUUUGUCUGAACACAUGAGAAUUCACACAGGUGAGAAGCUUUUCUUGUGCACGGUCUGUGGAAAAAGUUUUCGGCAACAAAAUCAUUUGACUGUACACAUGAGAACUCACACCGGGGAGAAGCCUUUCCCCUGUGUGAUUUGUGGAAAAAGCUUUACCCUGCAAAUGGUCUUGACGAAACAUAUAAGGACUCACACAGGUGAGAAGCCGUUCUCCUGUCUAACUUGUGGAAAAAGUUUCAGGCAUAGUGGGACAUUAUCUCAGCACACGAGAAUCCACACGGGGGAGAAGCCUUUCCCAUGCUCAACCUGUGGAAAACGUUUUAGUGACAAGAGAAAUUUAUCUCGACACAUCAGAACUCACACAGACGAGAGGCCUUUCUCGUGUCCGACUUGUGGAAAAAACUUUCGUCAAGGAGGUCAUUUGACUGUGCAUAUGAGAACUCAUGCAGUCAAAAAGUUGUACUUAUGUGAAAUCUGUGGUGCUUGUUUCACUCAGAGCAUUGACUUGACGGAUCACAUGAAAACUCACAAAGGUAAAAAGGUGUAAUCUUGUAGUAUUCUCAAACGGUGAUGAGAUUUGUGGACUGAUGUCUUCAAAACAUCUGCAUGUUUGUUUGACCUUCAUGUGGGUGAAGGUCUGACAUUUGCUGACGUGUCGACAUAUUUCAUAUUUGUACAUAAUGGAUCAUGGCAGAAGUUGACUAACACACGGUUCUGGGAACUUUCUAGAUAUGAACAUUUAGCUCAGUCCAUUUGUACAAUCAUAUGUCUUGUUUAAAAGCAGUUGGGUCACAAAUCAACAAAGAUGAGCCCCUCUCCA